AUGAGUGUUCUAGCCAUCCUCGGAUGUGUCGUUGGAUGCGAGUCUCGUCAUGUUGGCCUGCGUGGCGUGUUGGCUUCAUCCCUGCUGGUGAACAUUGACUAUGGAGACUAUACGCUGCAGUUGAAUCACGCGAAUCUGGCUGGGUUCGCCUGCGCCGUGUUGGCUUCAUCCCUGCCGUUGAACAUUGACUAUGGAGACUAUACGCUGCAGUUGAAUCACGCGAGUCUGGCCGCGUUGGAUUUAUCCCUGCCGUUGAACAUUAAUUAUGGAUACUACACGCUGCAGUUGAAUCACACGAAUCUGGCUGGGUUCGCCUGCGCCUUGAAUCACGCGAGUCUGGCCGCGUUGGCUUCAUCCCUGCUGGUGAACAUUGACUAUAGAUACUACACGCUGCAGUUGAAUCACACGAGUCUGGUCGUGUUGGAUUUAUCCCUGCCGUUGAACAUUAAUUAUGGAUACUACACGCUGCAGUUGAAUCACGCGAAUCUGGCUGGGUUCGCCUGCGCCGUGUUGGCUUCAUCCCUGCUGGUGAACAUUGACUAUAGAUACUACACGCUGCAGUUGAAUCACACGAGUCUGGUCGUGUUGGAUUUAUCCCUGCUGGUGAACACUGACUAUGGAUGCUACGACACUGCAGUUGAAUCACACGAGACUGGCCAUGUUGACCUGCGUGGCGUGUUGGAAACAUCCCUGCUGGUGAACACUGACUAUGGAUGCUACGACACUGCAGUUGAAUCACAGGAGACUGGCCAUGUUGACCUGCGUGGCGUGUUGGAAAUAUCCCUGCUGGUGAACACUGCUAUCAGUGCUGUAAUGCUGCAGUUGGAUCACACGAGACUGGCUGGGUUUGCCUGCGCCGUGUUGGAUUUAUCCCUGCCGUUGAACACUGACUAUGGAUACUACGACGCUGCGGUUGGACCACCUUUGUCUGGCCGGUUCAGCUGCAUGGCGUGUUGGAUUUACUGA
Molecule: messenger RNA, 966 nt
Organism: Penicillium riverlandense
Lineage: Eukaryota; Fungi; Ascomycota; Eurotiomycetes; Eurotiales; Aspergillaceae
Exons: 3
Coding region: 1-966 (321 amino acids)
Source: RefSeq, a predicted model, not a curated record